Eufriesea mexicana is the source of this 2123-nucleotide messenger RNA. It is a transcript of the gene Tmep, whose product is annotated as Transmembrane endosomal protein. The coding region runs from base 660 to 1919 and encodes 419 amino acids. The transcript is spliced from 6 exons. The record is from RefSeq and is a predicted model, not a curated record. NCBI's taxonomy places the organism in Eukaryota, Metazoa, Arthropoda, Insecta, Hymenoptera, Apidae.
GAAGGAGAAGGGAAAAAGAGAUCGUCUGCAAAAGUGAAACAAAGAGAACCAAAGGGAAGAUUUACGGGUGGAAAAAAGAAGAAUAUAUGGCAUAGUGGCAAGACCAGUUAUAUUUUUAUUAUCAGCUAGUAUAAUUCGUGAAGCUGUUCGAACGAAUGUGUUUGACGUCAAAGAGGAAACAAGAAGAAAUGCGAGAAAAUGUCGGUUAAAAGUGAAACUCGGUGAUCCAAACUGGAUAAAUAUACAACGAAAGAAAGAAAAUUCGGUGUACUAUUCACGUUGCCUUUUAGAAGGUCACGAUCAUCAGUAACCGUUGCGUCAGUAGAUGGUUAAUCGAAAGUGGGGAACCUUCAAAAAGCUUGAUCAUACAGGUCAACACGUACGUACGAUACGAAAGAAAAGGAAAACAUAUACGACAAACUAAUUUGAAAGGAUCGCACGUAUGCUACAAUUGUUUGAAAAAACCUACGAAUGGAGCACGGGUGCGUCCACGAGAUGAAAUUUUGCGCACGAAUGGUGUACCGUUGUUAUUGUUGUGCAUAUUGAUUUUUAACGUGCGAGCCAUAAUUUCGAAAUUUAUUCUGUGUAUCAAAAAUACGUUCUUUAUUAUAUUUUUUUUAUUUGUGACUGUGAUUAAGAUGAAUUUUCUUGAUUGAAAUAUGAGUAAUACGGUGACAACAGAACCAUCCACACCUCUGGUUGACAUGACAUCUAUAAGUAUCAGUGCAUUUUGUGAGAAUACUUCUCCAAUAUUCUUACAAACACGAGCAGCUCAAGGUAUUGCUGGUGCAUUUGUUUGGGCUGCGUUAUUUUUAACUUGUCAACAGAUCUAUCAACACUUAAGGUGGUAUACAAAUCCAACAGAACAAAGAUGGAUAGUAAGAAUUUUGUUUAUAGUUCCAAUCUACGCAACUUAUUCUUGGGUAUCUCUAUUAUUUUUCAACAGCGAAAGUUAUUAUGUUUACUUUUUUACUGUACGAGACUGUUACGAAGCAUUUGUUAUAUAUAACUUUUUGUCUUUAUGCUACGAGUACCUGGGUGGUGAAGGAAAUAUUAUGUCUGAAAUACGUGGCAAACCUAUCCGUUCUAAUUGUUUGUAUGGAACAUGCUGUUUGGUUGGGAAAACAUAUACAAUUGGUUUUCUUAGAUUUUGCAAACAAGCUACUUUGCAGUUUUGCUUAGUAAAACCAGUGAUGGCAUUUGUCAUCAUAUUCCUUCAAGCAUUUGGCCAUUAUAGAGAUGGAGAUUGGUCUCCAGAUGGAGGAUAUAUUUAUAUAACUAUAAUUUAUAACAUCAGCGUAUCACUUGCACUUUAUGGACUUUUUCUUUUCUAUUUUGCUACAAGAGACCUAUUAACACCAUUCGAACCUGUCUUAAAAUUUUGUACUGUUAAGAGUGUUAUCUUUCUUUCAUUUUGGCAAGGGGUGCUAUUGGCUAUUCUUGAAAAAGCAAAUGUAAUUUCUCCUAUAAGUUCAGAUCAAUCAACUAGUGCAGGCACAGUUUCUGCUGGUUAUCAAAACUUUUUGAUUUGCAUUGAAAUGUUAUUUGCUGCUAUAGCUUUACGUUAUGCAUUUCCAUACCAAGUGUAUUCAGCUGGUUGUGUUACGGAUUCAAGAGGGAGAAGUGUAACAAUGCAAAGCAUUAGUAGCAGUUUGAAGGAAACCAUGAAUCCAAAAGAUAUAAUGACUGAUGCCAUCCACAACUUUCAUCCACAAUAUCAACAAUACACCCAAUAUAGUUCUGGAGCUCCUAAAGGACAACGUGGUAUGCGGAUAUCCAGCUUCGAUCCAGAUGAUCCGCAGAACAUGCCAAUACCACCACCACAAAAACGGCAUACCUCUCAUCAACGUGUUGCUACAAUUUCUCAAAAUUAUAAUGAGAAAACAAUGCUGUUGAGCAGUGAUGAUGAAUUCCAAUAGAUAUAAAUGAUAAAUUGUGUACAAAGAAAGCAAAACAGAAAGAGACGAAAAAGAACAUUAACGUUGGACUUCCGUGAAUCUAAUUUCAAGAAAACAUUAUAUAUACCGUUAAUUGAUUAUAUGUCAUUAGGUAGGAACUUAACUCGCUCACAGAAAAACAACAGAUAAAGAAACAAAUUGAGUGAUGCAAAAUUGUGCAUCACA